GUAGGCGACCGUAAAAUGGGGCCAACCAACGUCGUUCGACAUCCGUGUCCGCGCUGCUGACCACCACAAGCAACCGCACCGAGCCCGCUUUAAUGCACUCAUUAUUCAUCAUUGUCUUUGCAGCUAAUGUGUUUCUAUUGUACCACAGUGCCUCUUAAUUUUCACCCAAAUUCGGCUGUUCCGUCGCCGAGGGCUUUAGUUUUAUGAGGCGGAAAGGUGUAUCGCUCAUUGCGGGUGGAUUCUUUAGGUACAUUCGUGUUGGCCACCUUCGCAAUCCCUGAAGCGGGCCGACGAGGGACCGAUGCGAUUGCAAGAUUGAUCGACCAUUCUCUGUGUGCGGAUACGCGUACGCUGGGUAACCCAUCGACAUCGAAAGGGACUGGCCGUAGAGCUGUGGCCCGAACCCCACCCGAACAUAUGGCCACCGUCGUCAGCAGCCAGCCCUGAGACUUCGCGUCCUCUCCGGCGGACACGGCGUUGUGUUGUGCGUUAGCUUAAUCCACUACGAGGUCUUGCUCAUAGUUCCGCGGCAAACCCGUCCGGAAGGCCCGCGCAGCUCGAUCCCAGGUGGGAGUCCAGCGUGGGCAGAUGAGAAUCGACAGAUUAGCUGUUGGCCCCGCUCUAAUGCGCACACCGAUCGGGUCUAUGUGCGUUCCAGUCUAGCGUACACCUCCGGCAAAAACGGCCCAACACCAGCUUGUCGAGCUGCUGAGCGGUGGAGACAUUUCAAUACUGAACCGUGAUACACCAUCGUCGCCGGAGUGUGUUUGUCUUAGCCGCCAAAAGAGACAGAAAAGAGGUACGCCAGAAGUGGAAUUCAGUGCAACGAACCUAUCCUAAACUGCGCGUGUUCCGCCGUACUUCCCAAAACGAACGCACGCCAGUGGUGCCAAAGUCUCCCGAAAGCUGACUCAUAGAGCGUCUCGCAAAAUUGUGGGAUUUAUUUUCCCAAACCCGCUUCCAACGCGCGCUUUUCGGACGGUUCCAUCCUACUGGACCGCUGCCACGUUUAUGGACAGUGCAACAGUCGGGGCGGCGGCUCCGGUUCGGAAUUCGUGACGACGGGCGAACCAAAAGUUCCAAAAAAUGGCAAAAACCACAUUCGUCCAACGCGGGACGAAGCCCGGUUUCUCCCUGCUCUCCCUGUGACCGUGACGUGUGGUUGGUGGCGGUGCUGGCGAUGAUGGGUACCGGGCAGGUGUGGUGCCGAGUGGUGGCGUGAAUUCGCGCAACUUUUCGCGAAUCGAGCAAGACGGACUGCACCAGUUUUCGGACGACUGCUGAACAGUUACGAUCGAUCGUUAAUGAAUUCCCGUCUUCGGUGUUGCAUAGUGAGCUGUCUGUGCGUGUGCGCGUGUGUGUGUCGAUUAAUGUGCGUGUGUGUUGUGGAUAUCUUAACGAACCGUUGCGUUCCUUGAAGAGUUUUGUGAGGUAUUUUUUUACGAUCAUGUGAUCAUCCGGCUAUCGAGACUAAUGGUAGCUCAGGCGAACGAUCACCGGGAAAGUAAAACAUAACAAAAUACGAGAAUCUUCAGUUUUAGGAACCCAAUUAGUUCCCCAAGAUAUCCGUUCCAGGGGGUGUGUGUGUGUGCACGUUGUGUGGUCACCGUUGCCGAAGGUGUCGUCGCCGUGCGUGUGAAGACAGCCUGUUAGUGGCAUUAAGUGCGCUACUGUGAGUUUGAUACAGAAAUCAUUAGCAUACCUCGGAUCGGAUCGAAGGAAAGGAACAAGUUAAGACUGACGGACUGGGGGUGUCACGGGAUCCACAAAACCGCAAUAAAAAGCACUAAUUUCCCGAACGCCUGAUUAGCGGAGUCUCCAGAGAGCUUUUACGAGCGUCGGCAGCCAGUGCCGGAGUUGCAGUCACGAGUCACGAGAGGAGCGCGAGAACCAACGACGACGACGUCCAUCGGUUCCAGCGGGGAAAAAAGGAAGCGGGCGUUCGAAGCGUCCCGUCCCGGCGUAAAUUAGAACACCGGCCCAACCGAGUCAGUUGAGGGAAACCGGUCGGAAAAAUCUCUCACACACACACAUUCAUAGGAAGAUGGAAGUGGCCGCCAUGGUAGCAGCAGCGGGUGCCGGCACGACGACGACGGCGGCGACACGGGCACCAUUCCAGCGCGAGGUGCGCGAGUGGCAACAUGUCGAUCCAAAUACGGGCGCCCUGCUGACGGGACGGCUCGAAGCGGACCGUUGGGUAAAUGGACCACUCAACAGCUACGGCAAGAUGGUGUCACAGAACCUGUCCACACCGGACGGUACGCAGCACACGCAGCGGAAGCAGAUGGAGAUCCUGCAGGCCCGCACGUCCGCCGGCUCGCUACAGGUUGUCCGUGCCCAAACCGUCCAAACGACCUCCUCCCGCUGGUCCUCCUCGUCGUCGAUGGUGCAAACCGAGCAAACGAACAGUGUUGGCGCCAUCGCCGGUUCCCCAUCAUCGUCCCACCAGCCGCAGCACCUCACCACCAAUGGAUUCUCGAGCCAUCAUUUGCUGUCCUCCUUCCACCGUCCGUUGAUGUCGUCGUCGGCUGGCUCUACUAGCAGCAGUAGACUAUUGACUGCAGGAUCUAGUAGAUCCGACGCACCACAGACGACACCCCUAUCAUCCGGUUCGGCGUUCGUAAGCUCCAUGAAACCGUUUCCAGCUCGAUUUUCCAGCCCAACGUCUAGCAACCUCAACAGUUCCAGCCCGGGACCGCUCAGAUAUGGCCGGGUGUAUGCAAUCGGUUCGCCGGAAGCACAUGACGAUCGGUCCUCCUAUCAUAACCACCACCAUCCAGCCCAUACCGUUGCUGUCGAACAGGAAAGCAUCAACGGCGGCAACAUAAUACCGCUGGCCCGCGGCAAGAGCAUCUCGAUCGAGGACCUUUCGACCGAGCGUGACGAGAACAACUUCGAUGACGACGUCGAACCCACGCAGUGGAAGCGAGUGAGCAAAAUACGGCGAUCAUUACAGUUCCCAAGGAAAACUACCCCGAGAACCAACACACGUCCGAUCGAUCUACCGGAGAACUCCGUCAGCGUUUCGCGCAUCUGUCAGGAGCUGGAAAACGGUCGCCGGCUUAACACGGCCAUGCGCAACAAUCACAUCGACUUUGUGGCGUUGGACAACAUCCUCAAGAGUGUAACGGAUCCACCGUGCACCACGACGCCACCCAUCAAACCGACGGAAUCCAGCUCAUCUGCCAAGUCAUCGCCGCCGAAAGCGUCCUUCCUGACGGCGGAAUCGUUGCGUGAAAUUCGUGGUCGACUGCGACGGCUCAGCAACGAGUCACUGUAUCGCGACGAUAUGAGUCCGGCGGAUGAUGCAGCAGCACCCGGACAGCCUUCGAACGAUCGGCGCGGUAGCGAUGACAGUGGUGGCGUGACGAUUACGGAGGUCGAGACACGCCUUGGGCAGCUUGAAACUAGCAGCUCUUCCGACUCGAACUACCGCAGCAAUAGCCUUCAGUCGAACAAGAAACCAGCACCGGACACUACCGUGCUAGCGCCAGACGAUUGGCAUUCGCGGCGCAAAUCGUACGGGUUCGAGCGCAUGAGUCAGCAGCCGCUCGGAAGUGGAUUCGCGAUGGCCAAGAUGGAUUCGUCGACAGACAGUGGGAUCGGGAGGUCGUCCGAUUUGAGCUCGAGCUGGUCGAGUGCAGCUACCGAAAGUAGCAGCCAAGGAGCGGCAAGCACUAUGGCGAAUGGAGCUAGCUCCUACCAUCAGCGAGCGACGAUCGUUACUCUCGGUGAAAGAUCACUGCUAAAGGAGAAGCAAUCGACGAACCCUGCAAUGGUGAUUAAAAUCACCAGCAAACCGUCGGAAAGCGCAAUCGACACGUUUAUCCCUGCGACGGAACCGGCAGAGGAACCGAAACGUCACUCGAUCGCGGUCGAUGAGACCAGCUACGUGCGGGACAGUUUGCGCACGAUGUUUGAGCGUAAAUCGUCGGUGAAUGUGAACGGCUUUAGCCACACCUUCAUAGACGAUCUGAGCCGCAACAAGAAGCGGGUUGAGUUCUGCAAAACGGAGGUCCACUUUACGGCCGACUCCGGACGGGUGAACAUCGUCGAGACGGAUGAGAAGCCACCGCCAACGAACAACUUCCGUCGUCGCCGGCGAUCCUCGGGAGGUGCGUCGCCCGGAAGUUCCUCGUACCUGGUGUCGAAUCUCGAGGGCGAUUCGGACGGUGUUAACGCAACGGACGAAUCGAAACUGGCUCCGUCCAGUGAGGGAGUCACCCCGGAGCAGGACUUUUCGCCCGUGGUUACGACCACCAUCGGGGUUAGCCGACCGGCACCGGAACCAACACCGAGAAAGUAUGUCCCGGCGUCGGUCAGUACCGGCGCUGGUGCCACCGUGUCGGAUGAAAGUGAUGGUCACUCGACGGAUGAGAUAUCGCUGCGCAGCAUUCUGAAGAACAAACCGAUCAAACCGAAGCCGUACGUGCUGGGGGAGAAUCUGGACAGCAAUGAGGCGCUGUGGGGCGUGAAGCUAAGACCGGUCGGAACGACGACGACGACUGGGGAACCGAGCGCACGGUUGAGCGUUGAGCUGGGAAGCGAACCGAAAAGUGUAUCACCGAUCGCUACCGGGAGCUAUUCGACGAAGAUCAACCUGACGCAGCAGCCGACGACGGUGACGGGAAGUUCCUGGAAUAGUGGCAACAGUUCCGCAGUAGUGGACAAAGCGAUCCUCCACAGCACUGAAUCGGCUGCUUCGAAAUCGACGACAAAAAUUCUGAUCGACAUGACGUCCGCCGGUGAGGAGAAAGCAACUCCAACGACCGCCAGCACCGGAGAUGAGCUUAAGUCAACCUCACUCAUCAUGCGUACGAUGCGUGCUGCAACGAAGCUGGACGAAGCGUUGAAAAGUCUGCAGGCUCUGAGGAGGGACUCGCUUGGCGAGCACGGCACUUCACCACUGUACCAACGAAGUCUUGAUGUGUCCAGCCCGAAAGCGCGUAGACAUUCGGCAUUUUGUCAGCUGAAUGGAGGCGUCGUCGUCGGUAGCAACAGUAGUAGCAGUACGAUCAGCAGCCAACACUCGAUCGCAAAGUCUAGCAGUGCGAGCAGUAUCUACGCGGACUAUCCCAAGCUGAAGGCGACCAAGUACGCGUCCUCACUCGAUGGAGACUCGCUGGAGCGUGACACAACGUCGUACGGUGUGGCACGCUACUCCUCCAUCAUGCCAUCGACAACGGCCUCCAAGCGCAUCCUUACGAGCGAAUCUCGACUGUCCGAUUUUGAGGCGUACAUAAGCAAAAAUACGGCGGUACGCCGGUCGAGCACGGCGGAUGAUGUGGAUCGACUGACGAGCAAACCGAUCGCAGCGCCACGGCUCAAGAAACUCGGCUCGACCGUACUUAGCCAGCAGCUGUCACAGUUGCGACGGUUGUACGAUGCCGCCGAACUGUACGACAGUGAUAGUGACAGUGCGAAGGCCGAUGAGGAGGUUAAGCUGUACCUGGGCAACUUGGCCGACGCAUCCUCGUCGACGUCUUCGUUCGGGCAGGCGACCGAGCUGUCUGGGAGCUGGAGCCGUAUCAAGGCGAAGCGUAACAUUCAGAAAUUCAACAGCAGCACUAGCGGCAGCUUCACAUCCACCGCGAAGCGCGUCGAGGCGAAGGAUGCGUCCUUCUCCGUGAACUCGUCUGCAGAAUUUGAUAUCGUAAAACCCUCAGCCCUGGUGAACCGUCAGCCGAGCAAACCGUCCGCCGUGAUGUCGAUCGAGUUGAAGAGCCCAACGCCUGUCAAAAAGCUGCCUCCUUCGCACACUUCUAGUCCAGAUACAUCCACCACAAAGAUAACGGCAACAUUGAACGACGACUCGACGACCGAUAGCCAGCAGCAGCAGCAGCAGCAGUCACCGAAAUUCCGGCGAUAUAUUCCGACCACGGCCACCACGCCCGGUGCCGUGCGUAACGAGGAACGAGCCUCGCUCCGGCUGUCGUCCGGUGCGCGGCAAUUACGCGAGAAUGAACUGUCCUUCUUUGGCGUCAACCCGAACAACAAGCAGCAACAGUCACCAUCGGGAGGAGCAGGCAAACCGCCAUCGAACACAACGACCGCCCCGAGCUCACCCUUCCAACGGUCAGCCACGCUAACGUCUUCCUUCAUAAGACGCUCCGGAACGACCAGUACUUCGGCAGACAGUACUUCCACUUCCAAAACCUCUAUCUGGCAGCUGACGAACGAUAAACCGGAUCUGCUGCGUCACAGUCAGCUGGAACCGGCGGAAACGGCAAAGGCACAAGCUAUCCCAGCUCCACGCCCAGCAGUGAUUCGAGCCGGUGCAUCGUCAGCUGCGACCAGCAACAGCGUGAGCGUGACUAGCAGCAGUAGCAGUGUGACGACCUCCACCCUCUCGUCAGCUGACGGUGGAAGUCCUCACUAUGAGAAUUUGUCCAGCUUUGUGAAACCAAAAGCAGCUCAGCGUUCGCUGGGUUCUUCGCCUGCUGUAGCUGAAGCUGUCCAGGAGAGCGCUGUUGCAACUCCGGCCUACGACCGGAAGAAGGAUUUGGAACGAGAUGAACGUAUUCUGGAGGAGCUUACCCGUGCAGCGGAUGAAAUAAUGACGGUUGUCAACAACAUGUCAAACGGGGAGAGCAUGGAAAGCAUCCUGAACGAGCUGAACGAUGGUGAAGGACACCGUCGGCGACUUUCGAACGGUGGAUGCACACUCGGCACCAUCCGUGAGUGUUCGACCACCAACAAGAUCAUGAAAUCGCGUGGCGUGCAAGUGUCCAAGAACAUUGACGAUAGCCUCAAGCGUCACCACCAGCGUCAAUCGAGAUUAUCAUCCGCUUCGUCGAAUGAAAGCAUUGGCCACCGGGCAGAAGGAAACUUUACGCGCAGCGUCUCACUGCGGGGCCCAUCGAGUGGUUCGGUAGCCGCCGGUGACAGCUUGUCAAGUCGCGCGGGUUCAAGCAGGCGUAGCCGUGCUCCUAUGGCAACCGAAACGCGUCGACUGGUGCGAAUGGCUAGCAAGGAGAAGCUGCAGUCGAAUGCCAGCUCGUCGGAGGAUCUCCCGAACAGUGGCGUCGUUGAACCACCGCGUAGACCACGCAGAACCCGAUACCAUUCGAAGGACGCGAAGGAGCAGCAAUCCGAACGUUCUGCAAGCAAUGGCCAUAGCACUAGGACGGAGCAACGCACCGUGGGAUCGUCUUCGCGGUCUCACCGCAGCGAGCGUUCGAGCGGAUCGGUUCGAACUACCAGUUCCAGGCUGGGACACAGUGCUACCGCGAAUGGACACAGCCAGAGCAACCUGCACCUGCAUCCGCUCCAUGCCGCUUCCUGCCCGUCGUCCCGCAGCCUGAAGCAGUCACAUGCGCAGCUGGCCACCGCCGCCACCACCACCACCACGUCCUCCAAAAAACAUCACCGAUAAUGCUGGCUGGCGACCAAACCGGAGCCGGGAUCGAGCUGGAGCAAAAACAGCGCAGCAGCAUUUGGGUCGAGAUGCCGUUCCUCAGUGUGCAGUAGCAGUGCAGGCAGAAAUGAGGCACGUCUCUCCAUCGCCCCCCUGUCCAAAAAGAUCCUUGGAGCCGAGGUUUAACAAUAAUAAUGGCAACAACAACAACAAAAAAUCCAAAUUGACUGACCCCCUUGGGCGGACGUUGUCUGACGUUGAUAAGAGGAAUUGUUGUUUUGGUAGACGAUUGCGCGACCGAGAGAAGAGGAAAAAAAAAGGGGGAACCAGCCAAGAUUAGGGACAUCCGAAAAGCGGACGCUGGCAACAGGAGAGAGCAUUGUGUGGAAUAUUUCAAGUCAGCUGCACAGAUUAACACACGGAGCCACAGAGCACAGGCACCACACUCUUGUUGUUAGUGGUGAAACGAAGAAAGGAAAAAAAAAAAUACGAAAAAAACGAAACUCACCCCCAGGUACGUAAGGCAAGCGAGCGUGUGACGACAAUUUACCUUUUAUCAUACAACGAAAGAUUUAUUUUUCCUUGUUUUGUGAGAGAGCAACCACUAACAUUAACACAUCAUACAGAGAGUUUUCCUACA
Anopheles stephensi (Asian malaria mosquito) is the source of this 7997-nucleotide messenger RNA. Its product is annotated as serine-rich adhesin for platelets. NCBI's taxonomy places the organism in Eukaryota, Metazoa, Arthropoda, Insecta, Diptera, Culicidae. The transcript is spliced from 14 exons. The record is from RefSeq and is a predicted model, not a curated record. The coding region runs from base 2045 to 7375 and encodes 1776 amino acids.